AUGGCGAGUGGCAGUAAAAGUAGCAUUGUGUGUCACUACGAGGUGCUCGGGAUUGAUCAAAAUGCCGACUUUGAAACGAUCAAAAAAUCUCACCGAAAACUCGCUCUCAAGCUGCACCCCGACAAGAAUCUGAACGAUGAAACGACUGCCGAAAAGUUUCGGAUCGUUCAGCAAGCUUACGAGUGUUUGUCCGAUCCGGCAGAGCGCAAAUGGUACGACAAGCAUCGUGACGCUAUUUUAAAGGGGUGGUCUGCCGCAUCGGGAUCCGAUGACGUGCAUAUCGUAUUCGAUGUUGUGCCGUUCAUGUACGCAGGAUGCUACAAGGGUUAUUCCGAUAAGGAUGGCGAUUUUUUCGAUGUAUAUGGAACGGCGUUCCAACAAAUACUCGAUGGAGAACUCGCCGCCGUAGCUGAAGCUGAAAAUGAUCAUGUAUUCGUCUCGUCUCUCCCGCGAGACUUUGGAACGUUGAGGAGCUCCUGGGGUGACGUGAGCGCUUUCUAUCAGAGCUGGGAAUCCUUUACGAGCUCGUUGAGCUUUGCUUGGGCGGAUCCCUACGGGCCCUUCGACGUUAAGGAAGCGCCAAGUCGAUGGGUUCGUCGUAAAAUGGAAGAAGGAAACAAGAAAGCCCGCAAAGCGGCAAAGAGGGAAAGGAAUGAAGACAUUUUAGCUCUCGUGAGUUUCGUCAAGAAGCGAGACCCCCGGGUGAAAGCCAGAAAGGAGCAAAUCGAAAGAGAAAAGGCUGCUAAAGAAAACCAGAAAAAGGAAGAAGCCUCCCGAAAGAAAGAAGAAGCCCGGGAACUGCGAGACCAGUGGCGACAAGAAGCCGAGGAUGCCAUGGCCGAGGCCGAGCAAAUGGAUCGGUUAGCUGGACGAGUAAGAUUGGCUGAUUUAGAAGACGACUACGACUACGGCGGCAGCAAGAAAGGAAAAAAGAAGAAAGGGAAGCAAAAGGGCGGGAAAGAAAAAGAAGGCUCAUAUAAUGAGAAAUGCGGCAAAAAGCGGGACACAGACGACGAAGUCGAGAACUUGGGCUCAAAUUUAGAGACCACGUUGAAAGUUGAUGGGGAAAUAGACAAUCACGCUCCCCUCGACGAAGAUCAAGGAAUUGACAGUGAAUGCGAAGGCAUAGAACAUUUCAUAAAAGAAGAUGACCUUGACAAACUUAGAGGUGAAAGUGAGAGCGACAUUGAUAGCGAGAGCGAAAGUGAGGACGAACCAGACUUUUGGCGGUGCGAGUGCUGCAGAAAGGAUUUUCAGAGCGAAGCCCAGAUGCAAAAUCAUAUGAGAAGCAAAAAGCAUAAAGAAGCUUACAAGAAGUAUGAAAUGAGACUAGCCAAGCUGGGUCAAGAGCUCUUUGAUGAAUUGUAA
Messenger RNA from Phaeodactylum tricornutum CCAP 1055/1, 1368 nucleotides. RefSeq lists its product with no specific name. Lineage: Eukaryota; Bacillariophyta; Bacillariophyceae; Surirellales; Neidiaceae. The coding region runs from base 1 to 1368 and encodes 455 amino acids. The record is from RefSeq and is a predicted model, not a curated record. Gene Ontology annotation, cellular component: cytoplasm. The transcript has a single exon.